Rosa rugosa (rugosa rose) is the source of this 1742-nucleotide messenger RNA. Its product is annotated as probable BOI-related E3 ubiquitin-protein ligase 2. The transcript is spliced from 2 exons. Gene Ontology annotation, molecular function: ubiquitin-protein transferase activity. The record is from RefSeq and is a predicted model, not a curated record. The coding region runs from base 590 to 1426 and encodes 278 amino acids. Lineage: Eukaryota; Viridiplantae; Streptophyta; Magnoliopsida; Rosales; Rosaceae.
CAAAUAAAUACGAUGAUGGAGGAAGGAAGCAAGGGAAAGGAAAACUGACUCGUUCACAGAGCCUCUCGCUCUCACCCACUUGGAAUUGAAUUCUGUGUUUGUUUUCUUGUUUUCUAAUUCAAAAACAAAACAAACGCACCCUCUUCCUCCUCCUCCUCCUCCUCUGAAAUCUCUGACCGACCCGAUAGUUUAGUCACAAUAUCUGCAUGUGUACGUUUUUGUUUGUUUCCAGCCCAUUGAUGUAGAGCAAAAAGAGGCAACAAAAUCCUCGAACUUUAAUUAAUAUAAAGCACAGAGAAAAUUAGAGACAGAGACUUUUUUUUUUUUGAAAGGUUAGAGACAGAGACUUAGUGAAGCAUCCUAUGCCCAUUUUUUCCCAUAUCCCAAUUUUCUCUGUUUUUUUAUAAACUCGGUUUUGUGGGUCUUCCUCUCUUAUAUAUAUAUAUAUAGCUCCUGCUCCCCCCACUUCUAGCCCACCACCUUUCUGCCAAAAUGAAACAUUGAGAGAGAAAGCUUGAGAGAUCUGUGGAACAUUGAAAAAGAGUUCAUCUUUGUUCUGAUUUUGGGUGUAGUUUGGAGUCUUAAGAUCAUGGCUAUUGAAGCGCAGUUGUAUUCAGAGAAUCUUGGGUUUCCGAUGUUUGGCUCACAAUCGCAGAAUUUGAUGGUGGACAACAAUGGUUGUGGUGGUUCUGGCGGUGGGUUUAAUCAGUUCUGUUUCAAUGUCCAGCAGAAACCGCCGCAGCUACUACAAUACCAGCCACCACCGAUGAAUCCUGGUGUGCUUGUCCCAGCUUUGCACAACAACAACAUCAUGGCUUAUACUCGACAGAGUAUUGCAGCUCAGGAAGUCAAGCAAAGGCAAGAGAUUGAUGACUAUCUCAGAUUACAGCAGAAUGAGAGAUUGAGAUUGGUGCUACAAGAACAGAGAAAGCAGCAACUCGCAUUGUUGAUGAAGAAAAUCGAGUCCAGAACAGAGCUACUAUUGAAGCAAAAGGAUGAAGAAAUAGCACAAGCGUUGAAGAAGAGAAUGGAGCUCGAAGAUUUCUUGAGGAAAUUGGAGGCUGAAAACCAAGCGUGGCAAAGAGUGGCUCAGGAGAACGAAGCCAUGGUUAUGUCCUUGAACAACACUCUUGAACAGUUCAGGGAGAGAGCCGCUUGUGGUGCCAUGGAAGAUGCAGAGUCUUGCUGUGAUAGUAAACAAGAGGAGGAAGAAGAAGACACAGGGGAUUACAGGGGAGGUUUUAAUAAUGGCGUGAAUGAAGAGAUAAAGAUGAUGGUUUGCAAAGGCUGCAAUUCUAAAAGGUCGUGUGUCUUGUUCCUCCCCUGCAGGCAUCUUUGUUCAUGCAAAGCCUGUGAGGCUGGCUUUGAUGCUUGUCCUGUUUGCACAACGCCAAAGAGGGCUAGCAUAGAGGCAUUGAUUUUCUAGGCUGAUUUUCCGGGAAAAAGUGGGAGAAAGAAACAAAGAAAAGGAAAAGAAGAAAAGGGUUUGAAGGAUUAGGAAUGGUGAUGAUGGUGGUGCCAUUAAUGGGCGAAACAGAACACUGAACAGAGCCUAUUUCAAUGCAAUGCCAGUGGUGCAAAUGGUUUUUUUCUCUUUCUUAAUUUGCCUUUUUUUUUUUUUCCCUCCUUUUUAGGGUCUCUGAGUUUAGGUUUAGUUUGUAAGUUUUGAACAAUCAAAGACCAAUUGGACAGGAAAUACAGAACAGAGGGCAUCUUUUCCUUUCAUGGAGGUGUCUUGCAUG